CUUGGUGUUGAGCAAAGUAUGCUUCGAUCACCACUACGACUUACUACUACAGUAAAAUCAAUUCUCUAUAUACCUGCACAGUAGAAUAUUAAUGAAAACUGCCAAUGACUUCAAAUGUAGAUGGAAAACUGGAAAUCAUAGUUCGGUUUGCUUCUGCUAUGCCUGAUCUCUCAUUAGAAGUUCAAAAUGCAGGAGAAACAACAAUCCGGGAACUUUUCAAGAUUAUUCGAAGUCGAACACCGGAAUGUAAGGACAAACACCUAAAACUGAUAUUUCAAGGUCGUCUUUUAUCUCCUUCGUUCACAAUAGAAAGAGCAGUAAGGGGGAACUGGCAUUAUGAACCCCAUAGACAAGGUAACGAAUCGCGAAAAGCAUUUAUUCAUUGUAUUGUCGGACCUCAGCUAUCACCAAACGAAUUGGCCCCAGAAGACCAAGAAUUAAGUCAACUUCAGCGCUCCAGCGCUUCACAAGCGGAAGCGUCGGCAUCACAUCCUACAGAGAUGCUGAGAGGUUUUGACCGACUUCGUGAAGCUGGAUUUACAGAACCUGAAAUUUCCAGUUUAAGGUCCCAAUUUCACCAAGCCCGUGGUACGAAUUUAGAGGCUCUUACAGAAGAUGCAAUACGCGAAGCUGAGGACGAUUGGAUAGAUAACGGGGCACAAACUUCAUCAGCAGAUGAAUUUGACAUGUCUUACGAAACUCUUUUGGCUGGCGUGCUGGUCGGUUUUUUUGGUGGUGCUCUUGCAUGCUAUUUUCUUUGGCAGAGGACUAUGUUUUCCCUGCGAAUGCAGCUUUCAAUCUUGGUAGGAAUUAUUUGCAAUUUUGUUUACGGAGUUUUGCAUUCUUAUCGAUGGUAAAAAAUUAGAAGUAUUGCUUACUGUAGCAUCAAAUUGAUCGGUACUUUCUAAUCUGAACUGAAGUACCUUUCUUAUGUUUUCGCAUUUAAGAAAUUCCCGCCAAUACUUGGACGUUUUAUCUUAUUUAAAAAAUAUCUGUCGGGUACUACGAAUGAUUCAUUUGUCUACCACUUUUAUGACUAUGGAUCGCUUUUUUUUUCUCUCUCUCCUUUUGUUGCUUAAUUUAAACAUGCAAUUUAACAACACUGGAUAAAUAUCAUUAAUGAUCUUUCUAUCCUCUGAUUGCCAGGUUAACUUUAUUACUGUUGUUUAUGCACGUUGCACUCUAUGGUUUAUAAUGACUAUGAUAUGACUCUAUUUGUUGAAAUAAAUCGGUUUUGUAAUUCACAUUUCACAC
Schizosaccharomyces cryophilus OY26 is the source of this 1254-nucleotide messenger RNA. RefSeq lists its product as uncharacterized. The coding region runs from base 105 to 857 and encodes 250 amino acids. The transcript has a single exon. NCBI's taxonomy places the organism in Eukaryota, Fungi, Ascomycota, Schizosaccharomycetes, Schizosaccharomycetales, Schizosaccharomycetaceae. The record is from RefSeq and is a predicted model, not a curated record. Gene Ontology annotation, biological process: protein processing. Gene Ontology annotation, cellular component: endoplasmic reticulum; Dsc E3 ubiquitin ligase complex.